Staurois parvus is the source of this 414-nucleotide messenger RNA. Lineage: Eukaryota; Metazoa; Chordata; Amphibia; Anura; Ranidae. The record is from the annotation of a GenBank genome assembly.
AAACUGGCCAUCGAAACUCUGGAAGAGUUGGACUGGUGUCUGGACCAGCUGGAGACUCUGCAGACCAGACACUCAGUUAGUGAGAUGGCCUCAAACAAGUUUAAGAGGAUGUUAAAUAGAGAACUGACGCACUUGUCUGAAACAAGCCGGUCGGGAAAUCAGGUGUCUGAAUAUAUAUCUAGUACCUUCUUAGAUAAACAGCAUGAAGUGGAAAUUCCCUCUCCAACUACAAAGGAGAAGGAAAAGAAGAGGAGACCCAUGUCCCAAAUUAGUGGUGUGAAGAAGCUGACCCAUAGCUCUAGCUUUACUAUCUGCAGUAUUCCACGGUUUGGAGUAAAGACUGACCAGGAAGAACUCCUUGCAAAGGAAAUAGAAGAUGCUAAUAAAUGGGGUCUUGAUAUAUUUAAGGUAGCU